AUGGUCAUGUUACCCACGCCAGACACAUCUCAUGUCUCCUUCGACACAAUCUACGAACCAUCAGAAGACUCAUAUCUUUUCCUGGACACCCUGUCUUCCGAGUCCGAAUCUAAAUGGCUAUCAGAAAGAUUCCAAAAAUCUAAUUCCGCUGUGAACACCACACCCCUGGUCGUUGAAGUAGGCACAGGAUCUGGCGUUGUGCUAGCAUUUGUAGCAGCACAUUCACAAAAGAUCCUCGGACGCCGCGACAUUCUCACUCUGGGAACAGACGUAAAUCGCAAUGCCUGCAUCGCGACGCGGGAGACUGUAGCAAUAGCUAUAAAAGAGCAGCAAACUCCCAGCACAGACUUACAGAGUAACUCUGAUCUACAAUCUACUCAUAUUGCCUCGUUGACGGCUGAUUUGUGUACUUCACUUCGUCCUGGAAGUGUUGAUGUCCUCCUUUUCAACCCACCGUACGUGCCAACAGCGGAAUUGCCACGCCUACCGACUGCUGCAGAGAAUGACCCUACGGUGAUAGAAGUUAUGAAUAACUCUGCAAAAUUUGAGAAUGAGUCAUUCUUUUUGUCAUUGACAUAUGCUGGCGGAGCAGAUGGCAUGGAGGCGACAAAUCGACUACUGGAUGCCAUUCCGGGUGUCUUGGCCGAUCGUGGAGUGGCCUAUGUAUUGCUUUGUAAGCAGAACCGACCUGAAGAUGUUAAAAAGCGUAUUAGGGCUUGGAGUGGCUGGAAUGCUGAGACGGCUGGGUCGAGUGGUAUGCAGGCCGGCUGGGAGAAGUUGGUUAUCGUGCGGAUAUGGAGAGAGGGCUCUUAG
Messenger RNA from Penicillium taxi, 813 nucleotides. Its product is annotated as S-adenosylmethionine-dependent methyltransferase. Gene Ontology annotation, cellular component: eRF1 methyltransferase complex. Bases 1 to 813 code for a protein of 270 amino acids. Gene Ontology annotation, molecular function: protein methyltransferase activity; S-adenosylmethionine-dependent methyltransferase activity; nucleic acid binding. The record is from RefSeq and is a predicted model, not a curated record. Gene Ontology annotation, biological process: methylation. The transcript has a single exon. NCBI's taxonomy places the organism in Eukaryota, Fungi, Ascomycota, Eurotiomycetes, Eurotiales, Aspergillaceae.